AGAUACGGAAGGGGAGGAGAAGGAGACUCACGUCAUUAAGGUAACACUAACAUUCAAUGGAAAAUACAUCAGCGGACCUUUAAAUCCAACCAUUGCAUGAAAAAAAAAAAAAAGAAAAAACGGCUUGUGGAUUACUGUCUUAUCUGGAUACAGCUUUGCAGUUUGGCAGAGUGCCUAAUAAACAGACAAGGCCAAGUGUGUUCGUCUGCUAAAGAUAGACUGUUACCUGCUGCAACACUAACUUAAUGCUCUGAUGGCCGGACGCUCAACUCUAGUUUCUAGGUUGCCCAUAUUCAGACGGAGCACGGGCAAAAAGCAAGACUCCUUGCCGUCCUCUCCCUCCUCUGGCAAUGUCAAUGGCGUUCACACCCCCUCCCCGUCCAGCACCAACUCCAGCUCCAGCAGCACGGGCAAGCGCAGGAAUAUCUUUCGCACCUCUUCCAUUGGCUUCCACAGCAAGAAGCACAGCGAUCACAAACUGGACACUGUUGAACCUGUGGAUCUCAGCCAACACAAUGGCAGCCAAGCUGCAGACUCCAGCUUCCAGAAGGUGGACCUAGAGGAGAGUAUCAAAUCCAAGUCUAGGCAUUCGUUCGGCUUUGGAGGCCACCGGGGCAAAAAGAUCACCAGGUCUCAGACAGAAGACUUUGAGAAGGGGAAGGAGCAAUCGACUAACCGAAACAUGUUUACAAACUGCAUCAGUUCGGGGACCAACGAAGGGGAUGACUCUGGCUUUUUAGAUGAUUACAGCAAGCGUUCCUCCAAACAGUCUAGUAAAAAGCUGCUGCCUAAGUCAUUUUCUUCACAUUACAAACUUUCCAAGCAGAGCCAGUCCACAUGUGUUAUGGAACAGCCCAGAGACAUAGCUAAAAGUGCAGGAAUGGAGCCUACCAAUUUAGGGACCCCUGGGUCUUGUCCCGGUGAGAUUGCUGAAUGUUCAUUGCAGUCCCCCAUGCUUUCAACUGACCACACAACGGCUCAUACUCCCUCUGAAUUCAUCCCUAUAACUGAAGACUCAGUCUCGGAGGCGGAUGUGUUGCCCAAUUGUAGUCCUGCAGUGAGCCACGUUGAUAACUUUGGCCAUGACGUUACUACCUCACAGGUUUUCCUUAACCCAGUUACAUCAAUAGGAGGAUCAAACUCUUUGCUGUGCAAAGAAAGUAGUCAUCAGGCAGAAACUAGCGCUGUGAAUACAGAGAGUGCAGUAACUGUUCUGAGAAUAGAUUCCACUAUACUUGAUAUAGAUGAGGAAUCCUUAGAUACAGACGAUGGAAAAGAGAUCAGUGGACAAGAAGAGAAAAUCCAAGUACAUGCACAGGUCCUAGAGAUUACCAACCCUGAAAGCGAUAACCCACAGAAGAUUCCUACUGACCAAACUGAAGUGAGAGUGGGUAACAAAACUAGUGAUGCAAUAGUGAUUCAGGAAGCCUCACAAGUCAUUGUCAGCCUAAAACCCGACCUCAAAAUGUGCCAUCCAAAGAAUACACAUGCAGUUGCUCUUGCUAGCAGUCUGAGUCCAUACCGGGAUGUCAUUCGCAUGGAGAGACGCUUGAGGUCCUCUUCAGAGGGCACUGCUGGAAGCGCCAGGUUAAACUUGAAUUUAAGAGAUGUGCAUACUGGAGAGAUCAGUAGCCUUCAGAAACAGAAAGCAAAUUCUUCAUCUUCCAAAUUGGAUAGCCUGGAUGUCUUAAACAACCUCGGCUCCUGUGAGCUGGAUGAAGAUGACCUCAUGUUGGACCUGGAUAUCCCAGAAGAUCAGCGACAUCAUUUUGUUUGCAGAGAGGAUUCAAACCAGUCGAUUGCCUCAUGUUUGGCACUGAUGCACUCACCCAUGGAGACAUCUAUUGAUAAGAUUCCAGGAAGAGAACCAAAAGCCCUAGACACAACACAUGGGGCUAUAUCCAUCCAGUCUCAAAAGGAGAUCAAUCUAGGUGACUUCCGACCCUCUUCCAGCUGCCUUCCUGGAGUCCCUCUCACUGACUGGUGUCUGCCAAGGGAAGAUGAGAUUGGAGGUCUUGAAGCCUUGCCCUUUAGGUUGAUGAUGCAGGACUGCACUGCAGUAAAGACACUACUGCUGAGGCUGAAGAGGAUACUGCAAGAGGAUAUAACGAAAGAUGAAUGCUCCCUGCUCAUGCUACAGCUAAAAGAAAAAGACGAAUUGAUCUUGACGCUUCAGGAUGAGCUGGCAAAAGUGCAGAGUUUGCAAAAAACUGUUUCGCACAGAAUGGACAAAUCUACACAAACAGAAAUCAUUGGCCAUGAUGCUAUAUGUCUAAACAGACCUAUGAACCAAAACCUCAACUCAAGGGACAGAAGGUUAGUGCAUACUCUCAUAGAGGACCAAUUUAGCCGACCACCUUCAGACAGACCAGUCACCUGCGAGAGCAAAAUCUGCCAGGUGCCCAGCUUACAUUUCAGCAACCUUUUGAAACAGCGAGAGGCCUCGCAGGCACCCCAGCACAAGACUGCUGUACCUACCGCCAGUCUCACACACAACAACCGAAGCAGCCGCUCCGACAUCAGCAGUCUCUACCGGAGCAAAAGCAAUCAAGUGUUUGACACAGAGAGCUUUCCGGUUGUCUCUGCUUGUCACAGGGAGAAGAUUGCUUUGCCCAAGCAGCACUCCACUUUCACUGGCAGGCUUGGACAACCUCCAAGGGGACCCCUCUCCUUGCACGUGUACAGCAGGAAGAAUGUCUUUCUUCAGCACACUUUACAGACUGCAGAGCUGCAGGGUCUCAGCCCACAUGAUGUGUGAACUGUAUUGAAAGUUUUCUCCCUCAUCCCUUUCUACUAACAUGUAAAAACAAGUGAUUAAGGCAUGUGGGAAAUGCUUCUGUGUUGUAAUUGCCAAGCCUCCUGCCACUGCUCCUUUGAAUGUUAUCCCCCUAUAGCAACGAAAAAAAAAAAAAAAACAUUCCUAAUUUAAUAGUUGCCAUUUAUGGCACAAUUACAGAAAAUAGCCACUAGAUGUUGGCUAAAAAUGCUGCUCUCUAAAGUCUGCAGAAGGCUGUAAAUUGCUAAUAUUACAGGUUCUAUCCAAUAAAAUGUGACACUAGGGGCAGAGGGUAAAGGCAAACUUGUAGUAAAAUCAGAAUUUCUGUGACACGUUUAAGGACUGUAUCAUAAAAGUCACGUAUAUGAAAAUUAUGUUUCCAUUUAAGCUUAUUUUGGUGGCUCAAAUCUCUUAUUUGUUUUCGCUCCUAAACACUAUGAUUCACUACUCUAUCAACGACAUUAUUUGUGCAGACACAUGCUGAAAUGGAGGCUAAUAAUAAUAAUAAUAAUAAUAAUAAUAAUAAUAAUAAUAAUAAUAAUAAUGCUCUCUUGAUUAACCACAUUUAUAGAAAAUAUAUUUGUAGUGUCCUUUUAACAAAAUACCAAAACUGAGCAAUUCUAUUUAAGCCAAAAAGCUCUAUACUUUAACCCUUUCCCCUAAAUACUGCUAUACAAAGAAUGAGCAGUUAAAUAGAGUUUAACAAUAAAAAGUCACCAGCAAAGAGCUGCUAAAAGUUGUAAUGGCAGGUUUUCCCUGGGUGAACAGCAUUACUUACUGUGCUUUGUCCCUUGUCUUCAAAAUCCUUUUAAAAGGUGAAAUAUUUUGAAUAUUUUCUUGUUAACAGCAGCAGCAGUAGGAGGAGGAGAUUUAAUUGUAGGAAGAAUUAGUGUUGAUAAAAUCAACUUUUUAACUGCUUACUUUUAAAAAUAAAAUUAAAUUAAAAACAUUGAUAUAUUUUGACCCCUUUUUGUAUAUUUAAAGUGAGUUUGUUAGCAAGUAAUUAUACAUUCAAAAAGUGUUAAUGACAAAACUGUAUUUAAAUUAAAUAAAUGUUGAAAUCUGAAAAGAAAUGCUAAUUCAUUCCAUAAAUUUUUAUACAGUAUGCAGUACAAAAAAAGUAUGCAAACGUGGUUUCUAAGAAUACAAAUUACUAUUCUUCUAUGCCUACAUCUUUUAAACAUUUUGAGUUUUUGAUAUACACAUUUGUCUACAGAUACUUAGUUUAAUACAUGUAGUGUAUUCAGAUCAUUUACUUGCAUACACUAAUUAUACAUGGUUAAAAUUAACUUAUUUUACAAACUGCCACAAACAUUUUUUUUUGUAACUAGCCUCAAGGGGUAGUUAUUUUCUACAGCAAACUGUUCCUUACCAGUUUUUAAAGAGACUGUGUUUGAGCGGCAUAGCAACUCUUCACAAAAGGACGUUUUGAGGUGAAGGAAACUCUCAAGUAAAAGCCAUCUCUCUCAGGUCUUUUGUUCCAGUUUCACAAUUCAGUGGGGAAUGGUGAAUUGCCUAAAGUAACCUAAUUAUAUUUCAUUUAAUUUUUUCACAAACUAAAAAAAGGUAUUUAUUGGAAAAUAAAAAAAAUGUAUUUUACCCCCACUCGUUUAACCCUUCUCAUUUAACCCUUUUCUUUUGUUAUAGACCCCAUUGAUGAUGGAUGUCUCUUGUGUUAUCUGCAGAUAGUUGUAUGUUUGUCUUAACUGAUGAUAGCUGUCUGUGGUUGCUUGUGUUGCAAUGGAAUGCAGAGUUAGGGUUAUUUAGGACUACUUUUGUCAUUUUAAUAGCAACCCUAACUGAUGCAUUAACUAGUAAUAAAAUAUUAUAUAUAUAUAUAUAUAUAUAUAUACAUAUAGCCUAACUCCCACCUGGAAUGCUAACUAAACUUUAACGAGAAACCCUAAACCAUAAAACCGGACAGCUAAGCCGUUUACUGGUUGCAAAACACACAAAAAGGUUGACACACUACCUUUUCUAAACCACACAGGUUUCUUCACCAUGACAGCCUCUCUUCACACAGACUGGAGACUGCCCUGAACAAACAUUUCUGCCCUGUUAUACACCUGUCUGCUAAUUAACCUGCCAUAUUUUAUAUAUAAUUAAGCACUUCAUUACCCAGGUGCAAUCAAUGGAUAGAUCAACCUGUGGCGAACUAAAAACGUAUACCACAAAUGAUCAUUCAGUAUCCUCUCUCUAUAUAUAGAAACAAUAUUAAUUUCUCAGUAGCAAAAUAGAUGGCCAUAUAUUCUCAGACUUGGUCCAAAUGUAGUCAACUGAUUUCAGGCACAAUCAGGACAAACAAAAACAGAUAAGAAUAUAAGAAUUGAAGUGGUGGUUGCUGUUUGCUUAUCCAUCACAUUAUCUGCGAAAUGCUGCCACACCAAUGCCGAAAUGUACAACCUAUGGAUAACAGACAUCUGCCUGUUAAAAUGCCAGGGACAUCCUGAGUAAUGGAGGCAGAUGUGUUGUUAGACUCAUUAUCUGUUGGUAAAAUGGCAUAAUCUUGUUAAUCAGAACAUAGGUAUUGUUUCAGGCGUAUUGAGAUGGUAAUGCAUACAUCUAUAAACCUGUCAAUGUUUAUUUCCAUGGGCAGGUGACCAGGUAUGAGGUAAGAACAAAUGUGUCACUUACCUGGACCCAUUCUUUUUAAAACCCCUUAAUCUCAGAGGAUACAUUGGUAUACGUGUUGCUUCCAAUUUAAAUUAAGUAGGUAGGAGUUCUAACUAAUCAGCUGAUAUUCAAUUUCAAAUCGUUUUAAAAAAUAUAUAUAUUAUACAUUAUCACUGAGCCACCCUUAAUUGUGCAGUGAAUCACUGGGUUCAUCACUUGUUUUUUUUAAACAACACUGGAUAAACUGUUGCAUUUUGGAACCUUUGCUGUAGGUCACACAGUCCAAUUGUAAAAUAAACUGACAAAAUGGGUUUUCUCCGGGUAUUCUGGUUUCCUCCCACAGUCCAGACAUGCUGGCUAGGUAGAUUGGUCCUUAGUUGCCCUGUGAUGGACUGGCAUCACAUCCAGGGUGUAGUCCAGCCUUGCACCCUGUGUUAGGCUCUGGCUCACCGCAACCCUAUAUAGGAUUAAGCGGUUACAGAUAAUGGAUGGAUGUUUAAUGGGAGACCAAAUUUUGCAUACAAAAUGUUAAAAGAAGCAACCAUAUUAACUUUUACAGGAGAAAUAAGUACAGCUUUGUAAAGUUAUCUAUCAAAUUGUUCAUGUUUUGCAUGCCACACCACAGUAGUUUCAGCAUAAAUUUGCUCAGCAAAGAAUACAACUAACACUGUUCUGUCGCUAUGUCAAUGUGCAUUACCGAAAUCCUGAAGGCCAAAAUACUUGUUUAAUUAUUAAAACUGUAGCGCCUAAAACAAUAUAGAACAAAUAUGUGAACAUGCAUAGGCUGCUAGAAGAGAACAGCUGUUUCACUGACCCUUAUUAUUUUUCAGUAAAACAACUAUGUGUUGCUUAGUUAUCAACAGUAUUAGGGAUCUCAGAGUCGGGGUCUUUAAAGAGGCCUCAAUAAGCUCCUGGUAAGCUUGCAGUUUUUUUCUUUUCCUUUAUUCUUUUCUUAGGAAAUACUUUGUUGAAGUAUAUAAUCCCAGAUUAGUAUUAUACAGAAUUUGGAACAUUUUAAACACAUAUUGAUAUUGUGCAAUCUGCAAGAAACUAAGUCAAGUAGAUAAAUAUUUUGGCUGGUGCAUUCAAAUAUUGCUCUGUGGUGUUUUAAUGCAUUUUGUAAAUAAGGCCUCAAAUAGUGUAAAAUAGCUAGGUGAAGGUGUUAACAUUUUAAAUCAUAAUGCUCAAUAACACAGCUCCAAAUAAUUAAGGGAUAUUCAGCAAUCUGUAUAUUAAGCAUGUUGAAAUACGCAGGUGUCUAUUAGUUUCACUGGACAACACACACCAUAUUAAUAUAUGGAGAAUGGACAAUAGGACCUUUUUUCCCAGUGUAGACUGUAUUGAUGGAUAUUUGCAUAUUUCAAUUUUCAAUAUUUCAAGUUUUGCAAUACAUAAAAUAAGGUACCAUUUUCAGAAAGUAAACUCUUUUGAAAAAUAUCAUAAUACAGAAUGGUUUCACUAGUUGGGACAGCCUUUGAGACAGACAUACGGUAUACCAAGACUGUCAUUAACAGCAUUUGUACUUUAAACCUGGAAAUAACUUAAAAACCAUGAUCUUUCAUUUUUUUUAAUGUGUGUGUGCGUGCGUGUGAUCUAUUUGCAUGUGUUUAUUAUUAAUCUUACUGAAAACAAGCAGUGUGUAUAAGAAAGAUUACAUUUAUUUAAGCAUACAGGUAUUGUAUCAUUUUAAUAGAAAAUCCCAAUGAAAUUAAUUGAAUUGAUUUGUCUGUUUUUUAAUUAUUAAGUUGGCCGUAUUUAUAUUAUGGUAUUAAGUUAUAGUAAAUAACAGCUGGCAUGUUCUUAUGUUCAUGUUUUAUAUUUUUUUGUCGUGUCUUUGUAUUAUACAAUAUAAGAAUGUUUAUUAUAAUUGGGGGACAGUGCAUAUUGUAAAGAGCUCAUGUAAAAAUGCUUCUGCAUCAUACUGAGGUUCUGAAAAAAAGCUUUUAAAUUGUAUUGUAUUAUUUGCUUCUAUUAAAUAAAUGUACAGUGUAAACAGUCACCAGUUUUGUAUUGUCAAACAAAAUAUUCUACAAAUGAAUUACAGAUGCUACAAACAUCAAUUUCUGGAAAACCCUGAGACUAUCUUUGUUUUUUAAAGCCUGUGUUAUCACGGGGGCUGUGUGGUCCAGUUUUAAAGAAAAGGGCUAAUAACCAGGAGGUCCCCGGUUCAAAUCCCACCUCAGCCAC
Messenger RNA from Acipenser ruthenus (sterlet), 7576 nucleotides. RefSeq names its product serine-rich coiled-coil domain-containing protein 1-like. The coding region runs from base 254 to 2758 and encodes 834 amino acids. NCBI's taxonomy places the organism in Eukaryota, Metazoa, Chordata, Actinopteri, Acipenseriformes, Acipenseridae. The transcript is spliced from 9 exons. The record is from RefSeq and is a predicted model, not a curated record.